This is a messenger RNA of Sitodiplosis mosellana (orange wheat blossom midge), 6043 nucleotides long. It is a transcript of the gene M7BP, whose product is annotated as putative mediator of RNA polymerase II transcription subunit 26. Bases 673 to 5571 code for a protein of 1632 amino acids. The record is from RefSeq and is a predicted model, not a curated record. The transcript is spliced from 14 exons. NCBI's taxonomy places the organism in Eukaryota, Metazoa, Arthropoda, Insecta, Diptera, Cecidomyiidae.
GGGCGGCUGUCGGUUCAGUAAACGGUUUUAUUUUUUCGUAGCUUUCUUCUCUCUUUUGUGUGCGAUUGAAUUUUCAUUUGAUUUGUAAAAUUUUGCUGGGUUUUGUGACGUUUUUUUUUUUUUAUUUUCUUUCAACGUUCAUUUGGAGACUUAAUUUCUGUGCAAAAAAAAAAGAGAAAAAAAAACGAAAAAGAGGAAAGAGGAGAAAAAGAUCUCCCAUUGUUGCAAAACUCUUUUUUUUCCUUCUGUUCCAUGUUGACUCUCUCGUUGAGUUGAAGGUGAACAAAAUUUUGAUUGAUAUUUUAAGUGACAUCAUAUACUAUCAUUCAUCAUCCUGUCAUUAAAUCGAAUUAUUUUAUUUAACCGAGUGCAGUGCAUCAUACUCGUGAUAAGUGAAAAAUUGCCGUGUUCUUUUUGUUAUUGAUCACAGAACCGAUGUCUCUGAAUAAUUUAUAAUUUAAAAUCAACCGAUCAAUUGUGAAAAUAAUAAAUAAUUCGUGCGUCGAUGGGCUUGAUAUUUGAUUGGUUGUGCAUCAACGUCAAAAAAUAAACAUUGACCAAUAAAUUGCAAAUCGAAUGUUUUUUUUAUUAAGUGAAUCACGUACACACGGUUGAAAGCAAAUAGGAAAUAGUGUGUAUAUGUGUGUGUACAACUGAAACAUUGUUUCGUUCAUGUACCAGUUUAAGGGACGACGACAUUCAUUUUGCUUCGUUGUCCAUCUGAAAUUCAAGAAGAUCACCGAUAAACGGAGGAUUGCUUUGAAAAAACCAUCUGAAAACAGCAGCAGCAGCAGUACCGCCACUACCGCUGACAUAGAACCACAUUCAAACGAAAACAACAUUGAGCCUUCGUUAGACAGAAAUCCAUUCGAUUAUUGCUCUAUAUGCCAAAUUCCAUUGGAUAUUGUUGCGGCGGCCACCAAAAGCAACAACGACUACGAAUCCGACUCCGAAUCGGAAAUUGAUAAGUUUGCAUCGUGCCAUCUUUGCCAGUCGCAAAUAUGUAAGAGUCCACAAUGUGGUAUUUGGCUGGCAAAGCAUAACCACUGGGAAUGCACCAAUUGCCAUCAUUUUGAUUCCGUUGUGUAUGUACCAGCAUAUGAGUGGAUUUUCAAACAACUGAACCGUAGAUUUGAUGACAAAGCAUCUGCUGUUGAACGUGUCACAAAAACAGAACCCAUACACGAUACAAACCCGAAAUCGAAUGAUGAUGAUGUUAUGUUGGAGCUAAACGACGAAUCAUCACCAAUUCCAUUGCAACAAAGAGUUCGCGUACGGGAAUUCAUCGAAGAUUUGCUUGCAUCCAUGCUUGGCGGAUCACUGGAUCAUGUAUGCGUUGGACAAAUCUACAAGAAUUUAGAAUAUCUACCCAUAUUAGAGCACGAGAAAAAUCCGGGCGUUUCAUAUGAAAACCUGCGAAAAAUUGUGCACACCAUCGUCCAAGAGGUUAUCAAAUUGCCGGAAUUCUGUAACCAAAAGGGAUUGGAUGUUGACACAAAUCAAGUUCAGUCAUCGUUUGAGCCAAAAAUCUAUGAAGAUUUACUCGCCACUGCGGUAAUCAAUAAGAUUGUCGAAACGUACAACGAUAAAAAAUACGAAAAUAGCUCGGGUAUACAUUCAGGAGGCUCGGAUUUAGAUAGCAGUUGCCAUAUUGAUCAAACGAAUCAAAAUUUCAUUUUAAAUUCGCGUUGCAGUUCAACCGAUUUGAAAAGUGAAUACAGUAGUGCAUUUAAUGAACGUUAUCGUUCGCCGUCAAUGAAGACGGCUGAUAUUAUUGACGAAAUAUUCCGUGAGAAAUUGGGCAAAGAGAAUUAUCAGUCAUCAGCAUCCGCAUCGGCGAGUGCACGUAGCGAAUUAAGCGAUUACAUACAGAAUCAUAAAAUUUCAUUGCCCGACUUUGAGUUCAACGAUAACGAAAUUGAUAUCGCUGACGAAGAUUCCGAUGAAAUAGAACAAGAGUUUCAGUCGAUUUACGCGAAUAGCACGGGCUUUGAAACAAAUUACAACGAACUCUCGGACAAUUGGCUAUUUCGUAAAGUUGUAUCGAGAAAUUAUAUGAACGGUGGUGGCGGUUCGGCAAGUAGUAUUGCAUCAGCUUCAUCGCCCGUUGGAAUGUUAGUACCAUCACCGAGACAGGAUUGUCCCACCCUAAUUGGAAAUCGAAACGCCGAAGAAAUAAGCGAUCUAUCGGAAAACGGUUCCGAUAUCGAUUCAUUGCCGGGCGAAUUGCACAGUGAUACGGAGCUAAAUUAUAACGGCACAUCGAAUGCACACGAUUUACCACAUGUUUUAGUUGAGAGUAAAACACUGAUUGGUGGAAAAAAUGAAAUGAACGCCUUUGAACAGAGCAAAGUGGCUUUAAUUAAUUUACUUGAACCCGAUAGUUUGGUUUCUGAGCAGUCUUUGACCGGUCAAAGUCCUGCCAUUUCAGAAGCAAAGAAUAACCUCAUUCUAAUCGAAGAUCGUCCAUCACCAAUACCAGCCAAAAGAAUGAAUCGUUUUACCGACGACAGCAUUGAACAUACAUUCACAUACAGUGGGUCCAAUGAAAUGACGGCUAAUGCUGAUCUUCUCAUCAAAUUCGAUUCACUUGAAGCGUAUAAUCAAGAUACAGAGUACCGAGAUCAUGAAUCGAAUAAUGUGGAAAUUUUGAAUAAAAAUGACAACAAUUCAUUCGAUAAAAUGCACGCAUUUGACCAAAGCCUAGAGGACGUGAACCGUUUCACUGGUAAAUCGAGUCAUGCAUACCCACUGGCCACCGACACCAUUUCGAGUGUGGAUAGAGUGGGUUUACUCCAAAAAACCGCAUCCGAAUUGAACGAAGAAUACAAAGAUUCACUGGAAAUUACUGCAACAGAUCGAGAUCGUGCUCAAAUUGGUGAGGAUGGAAUUAAAGGCGAUUCAUUUGAUACCGUUGAACAAGAUUCUUUGGAAGCCAUGAAAAUCGAUGCAAACAAAACGAAUGAGGGCACACCACAGUUUCUUCCGUUCGCUCAAAUUGAAACAAAUUGGUCGCAGGAUUGUGCCUCACAAACUAGCACUUGUGAAUUUAGUUGUAGCACCACUGAAAAUGUAGUAGAAACCGAGUCAAUUAAUACAACUAACGAAUUGCAAACUAACAGUACCAUUAGCACUAAUCAAUCACUCGAUCAUGAUUUUCGAGAUUUACCAGGAUCGAUCGCCGAGCGCGAGCAUAUGAAAUGGCGAAAUGCCGUUGAACUUCCAAAUAACCCAUAUUCGGCGGAAGCAUUGCAGCGCCGUUUGAGUCAAUCGUCGAAUACCAAAUUCAUGGAUAUUGAACGGUUGGCUGGAAAAUUCGAAGCAAAUAUCGAAAGUAAACCAUUAAGCACCCCAAAUCAAAGCGACAAACCCAUUAAGGUGGUUCUGGGAGCAAAACGAGUGAAUCCGGAAAGAUACGGACGAGAUUAUUAUAUAAACGAUUCAAAAACAGCGUCCGGCUCACGAGCGCUAAGAACGAGCGGCGAUCUUAACCGGCAUCGUACCAUCGACGAUGACGAUGAUGACAACUACUAUAAUGACGGCCGUGGCAGCGUCACCAGCAACACCCCGGAAAAUGACUAUGAUGAAAACCAUAGUUUGCUUGUUGGCGACAUAGAAGUGGUAUCGACUACAGAAAGUAACGCAUGCAUUCAGUCCGAUAGCGGUGGUUCAUUCACGGAGGCACAUUCAACUACAAAAAUAGCAACAACCACAUUACAUACAGCGCAACCAAUACAAGUGGACGAACACGAUCCAAUUCUCGACAAGGCAACGAAAUUAGAUCAUUUGUGCAGCAAAGAUCGUGACUAUUAUUUGCUACACAGUGAAGCGGUGUCAGCUGAAGAGUACGCAAAAUUAAGUUUGGGUUCGGAAACGACAGCAACCGACGACGAUAGCAUUGGCCACGUACAACAAUCAUCAUCAUUGCCACAUUGCGACGACAGUUUAUCGACAACGGUCAGCGAAGAGUCGGAUUGUACGGCUACAGUUCGUGUAUACGAUUUGAAUAAGCGUGAAACGAAAAUUUUACGUCACGAUAUAAUAAAGAGAUCACGCAAUCCCGUCGGUGGUGAAUCGAUUAAUACGUUUGAUAAUUUGGGCAAUUGCUGUAGCGAAAUAACAGCAACAGCAACAACAACAACAACAACAACCACAUCGACAUUUCGGAGCGUAAAAGAACGAAGUGAUUCGCCGCUUCAAUCGACCAUCCAACACUUUAACAGUCGUAUAUUGGAAAACGCGAACGAAACACGCAAACCGCCACGAUCGCCAACCAAAUUGAAAUCAAUCCAUUUGAAUCGAAAUCCGCGCAAACUCAAAAUGGCCGAUGUUCAAUUGAUGAAUGACGCAUUUGGAACGAGCUUAGAUCCGAAAAUUAUCGACGAAUUGAAGCAACAGCGACAAAGUAAUGGUGACAUUUUCAGUGAAAUUGAGUCAUCAACGGUUGCUAUUGUUGUGAACAGUGGCGGUGACAGUGAUAAGGACUUAGGCACGGCAACCGAACAAUUGCUGGACAGUGAACGCGAGUCAAGUAAAGUGUGUGUUGUACAAAGUGAAACAACAACAGCCAAAGCAGCAGCAGCAGCAGAAGUAGUCGCCACAACAACGCAGUGCCAAGUAUUAGAAAAACCACAAGAGGAGGAAGCAGUGGAACAAAAACCACAAGAAGAAGAACCAGAUCAAGAACAACAGCAACAAGAACAUGCGCAACUCAAACAUGAGUCCGAACAACAAUUUGAAUUAGAAAAACCAGAAAUGCAAACCGAACAAUCGCAAGAACAACAACAAUCGGAAGAGCCUGUCGUGUGCGCAGAACACACGAAAGAUGUGUUAGUCAAUGUAAGUGCCAGUGAUCACAUCAGUGAUGAAUUCGAUGAUGACUAUACGGAUGCGCAGAAUGACCAACAUCACAAUGGAAACGAUGAAAUUCACUGUUUCAUGGCUGAUCGUGAAACAGCCAUCGAUGUGCCAACUACCAAAAAUGAUGACAAUGACAACUAUGCUACGGCGGCCGAUGAUCAAUACGUUGAGCACAUAUCAAAUGAACAUUGUGAACACAACCAUGUGAAAGCAGCAUUCGAACGAAAUAGCGAAGUGAUCGUCCAAGUGAACGAGCAUAAGGAAAAAUCCGUCAUCGAAGAAGAUGUCAUUUCGGCUUUGCCAUCGGUCAAAGCACUUGCUCGAACAUUUUCAACCAAAAAUAAUACCAAUACCGUACCCGAAAAACUGCAGCGCCCAAAAAGAAAACUUACAAAUCAGAUGGUUUGGCGCAAUUCAUACAAUGGCCCCAAUAACAAUGAUAUCAAUGUGAAAGACCAGAAUGGCAACGAUCCAUCGUCGCCAACAUAUGUGCCGAAUUUCAAUCAUGCCUAUAAUCCAGUUGCACCCGGCUACAGCAUCACAGCCCGCAGUUUAUCAACGAAAUUCCGUGAAGAAUUAAGGAAUGCAACGGAUGACAGCAACAAUGAAAAAGACGGUCGCUUAAGCCCUGAACGUCCAUCUAGUCCGGUAUUGGUGCCAGGGAUUUUGAAAAAUAAUAUAGCAUUUUUUGAAAAUUUACGUAAAAAAUAGAGAAAAAAAAAACAAAUAAGCGGAACAGGCCACACUGCAAAAGUGGCCUUAUAAUCAUUUUUAAAUGCAAAGAAACAACAGAAUAGCAAAAACAAAACAAAGAAAAAAUAACAGAUUUCAAAGUGUGUUUAUUUCGCUUUUUCUACACUUUGAUCAAAAUUAAAUCAUAUCGAAUCAAUUUUUAACCACCACUUGAAGUGUAUCAAGAGAGAGAGAGAGAAAAAAAGUCAUCAGAAUGAAAUAGCACUAGUUUAUAUACACCAUACAACAACAACAACAGAAAAAUAACAAGGGAAAAAAACAUUCAGCACUUAUAGUAUUACAAUCACACAUCUAUGUAUACCAAUGGUUAUAUUACAUUAUAUAGUAUAUGAUAAAUUAGCUAGUGAAGUUGACUAAUCGUCAUGUGAAAAUGAAUUAUUGGCUUAACGAUAUUUUUAUGUCAAAUAAAAGUAUACAUUUUGCAUCUAAA